Trichomycterus rosablanca is the source of this 4605-nucleotide messenger RNA. It is a transcript of the gene igsf9b, whose product is annotated as immunoglobulin superfamily, member 9b. Gene Ontology annotation, molecular function: protein binding. The coding region runs from base 4 to 4605 and encodes 1533 amino acids. Lineage: Eukaryota; Metazoa; Chordata; Actinopteri; Siluriformes; Trichomycteridae. The transcript is spliced from 20 exons. The record is from RefSeq and is a predicted model, not a curated record. Gene Ontology annotation, biological process: cell-cell adhesion.
GAAAUGGGACAGGAGAAACUCUGGCUUCUACAUGUGACUCUUGCUGCUGUCCUCUGCCUGACAUAUCCUUCACUGUGUGCCGACCCAGUGGUGCGAGGAAGAGUCGGAGGGACUGCUGAGCUGGGCUGCAGUCUGCCGUCUUUAACGGAUGAGGUCACAACCCCAAAUCAGCUCCCCCUGCACGUGGUAGAGUGGGUUCGGCUAGGCUACAAUGUCCCCAUUCUCAUCAAAUUCGGAGGCUACACGCCACGCGUACAUCCAGACUAUAAAGGCCGUGUAUUUCUAAUACGAGGAGCAUCCUUAGUGGUGGAUGGCUUGACUCUGGAGGACGAAGGCUGGUUUGAGUGUCGGAUACUCCUGCUGGAUAGAACCACUGAUGAGUUCAGGAACGGCACAUGGACGUUCCUCUCUAUCACAGCUCCUCCGGUGUUUAUAAAAAUGCCUCCUGCCUUUGUGGAGGUCUUGUUGGGCGAGUCUCUCACCCUCAGCUGUGUUGCACAUGGCAAUCCUAAACCCAGUAUCACCUGGACAAAAGACGACAAUACCGUGGAGGAACAAGACAAGAUCCAGGUGAUCAAUGGAACGUUGUCUUUGGUCAAGGUUACCAGGGAAACUGCAGGAAUGUACAAGUGUCAUGUGUCCAACUCAGGAGGAAACCUGACCCACGUUACCCAGCUACAGGUUAAAGGCCCACCAGUUAUCAUUAAUCCCCCCAAGAACAGCACCUUCAACAUGUCCCAGGAUGCAACUCUGCAGUGCCAUGCUGACGCAUACCCAUCUAAUCUCACAUACGAGUGGCGGAAAGAAGAACAAAAUGUCUACCAUGUGGAAUCUCUAAAGUCUAGAGUUAAGAUCUUGGUGGAUGGUACCCUCCUUAUUACUGAUCUUAUCCCAGAAGACUCAGGAAACUACACCUGCAUACCCACCAAUGGCUUACUUACUCCACCCUCUGCUUCUGCGUACCUUAAAGUGAAACAUCCUGCCCGAGUGGUGCGGAUGCCCAGGGAGACCUACCUCCCAACAGGAAUGGGGGGAACAAUCGUGUGCCCAGUUCAGGCUGAGCCUCCUAUGCUGUUUGUCAACUGGACCAAAGAUGGAAAGUUACUGGACCUACGACAGUACCCUGGCUGGACGGUCAACUCGGGGGGCUCAGUGUUCAUAUCCACAGUCAAUGACAAUGCAGUAGGCAUGUACACCUGCACUGCAUAUAACAGCUAUGGAACGAUGGGUCAGUCAGAACCCACCAAAGUUAUCCUGAAGGAUCCGCCUUCUUUUCGGGUCGCCCCCAGAUCUGAGUAUCUUCAAGAAGUGGGUAGAGAACUGAUGAUUCCCUGCCAAGCACAGGGGGACCCAUCUCCCAAUAUCACCUGGACCAAGAUUGGGUCUAAGCCUCACUCUCUGUAUAACGUCUUGUCCAAUGGUUCACUGGUCCUGCAACCUCUCAGCAAAGACCAUCAAGGGGCAUGGAAAUGUCAUGCCACCAACAGUGUAGCCACCGUCAGUAAAGGCACCAUAGUUCUAGUGUUGGGCACAAGCCCCCACGCUGCCACUGCAGUUUUUGUAGAUCCAGGGAUAAACCAUGCCAAUGUGUCCUGGAAGCCUGGUUUUGAUGGAGGAUAUACCCAGACGUUUACUGUCUGGGUAAAGUCCACCACUAAAGGAAAACAUGAGUGGGCAUCUAUUCCAGUGCCAUCAUCUAAAUCCAGCCUCCUCGUACCGGGACUGCAGGCCACCACCAGUUACCAGUUCAGUGUUCUUCCUCAAAACAAACUGGGCUCUGGCCCAUUCAGUGAGAUUGUCACUAUGAGGACACUGGCCCUUCCAACCGAUCCACCCACCGAAAAUACCAAUUUAGCAACACCAGCGGCUCCUACAUUACUGUCAGUCAAUUACACGGCCGCUGGAGUGCUGCUGCAGUGGCUGCCACCACCUGCUGAGUCUCCACCGAUCACAGCGUUCAUGCUGCAGGCGAAGCAAGAGAAGGAAGACUGGAUAACACUUAAUGAGGCUAUCGAUGUCAAUGUCACAAGUAUAAUCGUCCUCGGAUUAACGAGAGAUUCCAGCUAUGAACUGCGACUGCUGUCUCAGAGAGACGGACUGGUCAGCGAGCCCAGUGAGUCAGUCAAUGUCUCCACUAUAGGUAUGGUGAUGUACCCGGCCCCUGCCAGUUUGCUGACUUUCGUUUCUGAACCCCUGACGGCUGGUGUGAUUGCGGGUGUGUGUUUCCUGUUCGUGGCCAUCAUUCUUUCUGUGGUGGCGGCGUACGUUAUGAACCACAGGAGGGAGCAGCGCCGCAGGAAGAGACGAGACGAUAUCCAGUCCGCCUUCCAAAAGCCACAAUCUCCACAAGCAUUUUUACCCAACAACAGCCCUGACAGCUUACUGAAGAUGAAGCUCUGCCCUCCGCUUAACUUUUUUCCCAACUCCUCUUCCUCUGAUCGCUCGGACCGAUCGUCCUUCGACAGAGGCAGCCGCAGCGAGUACCAAGACCAGAAGAAGCAGCUUCUCUCCUCAUCUCCGCCCCUGCCUUGUUACACGGUUUUUGAGAGCCACCUUGGCAGCUCCCAAUCUCCAACGUCUGCUAUCGAUUCCAUCUCCAGAGGCCCUGAUGGUCGCUUUAAUGCCCAGCCAUAUUCAGAAGGUUGUAUACCAACAUGCAUUACAAAAAAUCAGGAUAAAGGGAGCAACAGUGGCUCCUUUAGAGACUCCCCCAAAUCCUGCUCAGAUAUGUCAGAGAAGGAAGUUAUACAAGAGCCAUCUACAGGAUUGACAGUAAACUCAGUAGACUUUGAGAGACCAGCUCAAUCAAACAGAGUCAAGUCAAUGAGUAGCACCUUAUCUCAGCAUGGCUGCUUUUAUUCAGAUAAGGAUCAAAGCUGCUCAGAGAAUCUAAAAAAGGCCAGUUUUCAUUCUGAUCGCCAAGACAACGGGACUUGCAGCCAACUGACCGAACCAAGCACUAUGGUUUCUCAGCUGGAACAUGAACAAGGCCUUAUGAAGGAGAGCGAGGGGAGCUACACUAUUACUCAAACGGCACAGGAGUGUGAGAAUACACAAGAGCGAGCUAAGUCAGCAAGCCCUGUGAGAAGUUGGUCAGGGGCUGAGUUGGAGGACCCAGUCUGGAAACCUCAGGACAUCCAGCUCCGCCAAAAAAACAAAAGACCUAGCAGUCUGGCCCAUCGACGGGGUUGUUAUUUCGGCAAUACCAGCAGUCCUAUGGACAGGCAGCUCAGCUCCUCGUCUUCUCAUGUUCAGUGGGACAUUAGCCCCGUAAUAUCUCCUACAAGUCAGGUGCCUUUUCUGGGACUGUCUGAUGGAAGUACACCACGCUGCCUGCAACCAGACACAACUCAGGAAGAUCUAAUCAGUGUAGAAGCAGCAGAAGAUUUAAAAUCAUCAGUCACACAAUACACCUCCGUCUCGAUUCUUUCCCACAGCAGGGACGUUAGCGCUCUCUAUGGCUCAGACCUCAAUAAGACACAGGCCAAAUGCCCAGAGAGACCCAAAGACAGGGAGCAGGAGUCGUUUGCAUCAAGUACAGGGGCUGAUAAAUAUUUGAGGCAGGACACAAAAACUGGAACACAACCAAAUGAUUCUACAUCCAUCUGUCCUGCUCCCUGUACUCCUCAAGCUUCAGAGAUGGCAUCUGAGAAAAUACAACACUAUGGUGAAGAAAGAGAACAAGAAACAAGCCCCAAACUCGACACUUAUACAAGCCACAGUAUCUCCGGUUGCCCCACAAUCCUUUAUAACCAGAAGAGAGAACGUGAGAGAAAAACUGAUGAGCCGAGCUCCUCGUUUCUGCACCCUGAGGAAGAGAAGGAAUGUGUCAGGUCACGCUCUCGCAAAAGCGACAAAUGUGCUCUUAGCUCUAGUCCCACUCGCAUUUCUCCGUUGACCCUUCUUGAAAAUGAAAGUGAGAGUAAUAAGUCUGAUUCCUCCAUGAUCAGACUGUCAGAAUCCUUAAAAGCAAAGUUUGUACCCCAACCUGCCAGGAUAUCGUCUCUGCAAACCAGUACCAUCCUGGAGUACUUAAGCCUGCCAGGCUUUGUUGAGAUGAGUGUAGAUGAACCUACGGAGGAGUCUCAAAAGGAACAGGAGUCAAGUUCGCCUGGCACAGAACCAGAAAAUAAGACUUUGUUAAGAGGUGAACCUGAUGUGGUUCCUAAGAACUGGGAGACUCACGGUCAGGAACGCUCAGGAGUAAUGCCAAGUAUUCCUGUAGUACAGAACCCUAUAGACGAGAGUCAGAUCCGCGUCGACAGGCCACAGUGUUCCCGGAGUCUUCAGGGUGCCCACUGUCAUAUCGAGAGGCACUCAGGUCGGUCCAGCACAAUUCCUCCCCCUGGGGAGAUUCAGCGAGAGUUUCAUGGAAUGGUGGGUAUCGGCAAAGCCAGCAGAGACAUUAAGAGUGCAGGAGAUGAUGGCCGAGCCAGUUAUGCAAGCCAGAGCAGCGGUAGAGGGAGUGUGGGGCCGUAUGGACAUGGGCACCUGCGCCAGUCUCUUUCCAUCACUCCCACCUUAAUAAGCUCUCCUGAGACCACAGAGGAGACUGAGCGGCACAGGAGAGAGUCCGGCCUCCGAGAGAAGAGGUUAAAGAGGUGA